AUGCAGUACAAGAAUAAUGGUUCUUUUGCAUUGAUGAACUUAGAUGAUGAUGAGAGGCUAAAGAAUGUUCUUUGGCCAUAUCAACGUAGUAGGGCGGCCAACCAGUAUUUUGGUGAUGUCAUCACAUUUGACACCAUAUACCUCACGAAUAGAUAUGGGAUGUCGUUUGCACCAUUUGUUGGUGUAAACCACCACGGGCAGUCCAUUCUUUUGGGAGCGGGGUUGAUUUCAAGUGAGGAUACAGAGACCUUUACAUUGUUUUUCCAAACCUGGUUGCAGUGUAUGGAUGGUAAACCUCCAAAAGCUAUAAUUAUUGAUCAAGAUGGAGCAAUGAAAAACGCAAUUGCUAAUGUCUUUCCAGAAAGUCGGCAUAGAUUCUGUCUGUGGCAUAUACUGAAGAAAGUUCUCAAAAAGCUUGGGUCAUAUGCUGCCUACAAAAGUGGACUAAAAAGUCACUUAAUGAAAUGUGUGUAUGACACUCAAACAAUUGAGGAGUUUGAGAAAUGUUGGGAUGGAUUAAUUAACACAUACGACUUACAUGAAAAUGUCUGGACAAACUUGAAGGAGUUUGUUGACCAGUUUGACAGUGCACUAAGGAAGAAAAUUGAGAAUGAAAACAAUGAAGAUUUCCACACAUUUAGCGUCACCAUUCCUUGUAUAUCUAGAUCUCCAAUUGAGAAGAGAUUUCAAGAGUUGUACACGAACGCUAAAUUUAGGGAAGUCCAGCAGCAAGUAAUAGGUGUGCUCGAUAUGGAUCCACAUCUACUUAGUGAGGAUGGUAUAAUGAAAACAUAUCUGGUGGAAGAUGAAGUUCGUGUUGAAGAGUUCGCUAAGCUUGUUACAUAUUCAGUGAACUUCAAUGUGGAAGACUGCGAUAGAAAAUGUUCAUGUGGGUUAUUUAAGAUGAGGGGGAUAUUGUGUAGGCAUAUUUUAGCCAUUUUCAAAGCUAACGGUAUAAAGUUAUUACCAGACCGGUACAUUUUAUAUCGAUGGAGGAAGGACAUCAAGAGGAGAUAUACGUUAAUCCACAAUCGCUAUGAUGCUGGGAAUUAA
This is a messenger RNA of Juglans regia (Persian walnut), 1053 nucleotides long. RefSeq names its product protein FAR1-RELATED SEQUENCE 5-like. NCBI's taxonomy places the organism in Eukaryota, Viridiplantae, Streptophyta, Magnoliopsida, Fagales, Juglandaceae. Gene Ontology annotation, molecular function: zinc ion binding. The coding region runs from base 1 to 1053 and encodes 350 amino acids. The record is from RefSeq and is a predicted model, not a curated record. The transcript is spliced from 2 exons.